UAACCGAGUCUGCCCUCCUGUCCCCUUCUGUACGAGUCCAUCAGCGCGUCUUCAUUUGGGCGUCUAUCCCCGUCGGAGAGCAGCAGAUCAACAGCAGGCCUCCACCUUCAGAGAAACCAGAGCCGAGCUGAUCAGGACCAGAGGAUGGGGAGCAGAGAGGGACUGUUUCUGCUGGGCCUGCUGUGCCUGCACAGCUCAGCGUGGGGUCAGGAGAUCGGUGUGCUGGUGUUCUGUGAUGACCCGGCUGUGGAGAAAUCUGUCAUCAGCGCUCUGGACAAGUUCAACGAGGGCAUGACCAGCGGACACAAACUGGCCCUUUAUCAGAUCCUGUCGGCCUCGAAGUCAGAAAAGGGCUCAGACUCCAAGUACUCCAGUGCACUUCACCAGCGAAGAAGAGCAACUGUCCAGCAGGGAGCAGGCAAACCCUGGACAGACUGCGGCCAUCUGCUGUCCUGGAAACCAGAUGAUCCCGUCGUCAGGGAGCGAGCUCCAUGUCUGGGCUGUCCGAUGGUAAUUGAUGGGAACUCAGAGGAACUUAAGGUUCCACUCUCUGCUUCCAUCUCCAGCUACAAAACUCCGCGUCCAACUCUACGCACCUGUAUCAACCUCGACAGUGUCGGCCAUGCCACCAGACAGGUGGUGGCAGGUUUUAGGUUCAAAAUUUGGUAUGAUAUGAAGAAGACCAUCUGUGCCAAGUCUGAACAUGAAGAGCUCAACAGCCUGUGUGUCCCUGAUGAGAGAAACCUGGAAUUUGUCAACUGUAAUGCCACGGUUGAUGUUGCACCGUGGAGACACGUCCCACCACAUCCCAUAGACGAAUGUGAACCAGGUCUACUGCCUCCCACGAUACUGGCCAGGCGCCGUCCUCCUGGAUUUACUCCACUCAGGACUUUCGAAAUCUUGGGCAAUACCACCAAGUCUUUGCUGUCAUCCACCCAGGCCUCAUCAAAAGAAGAGUCUUCUGAGGAGGAUACAACCGGCCCAAAGCCCUCUGGUUCUCCUGAUGUGACCAACAGCCCCUUCCACUGUCCUUCUAUGCCCUGGAAACCCUCCAGCCAGGCAGGACCUGAUUCAACACCUCCAGCAGCUGACACCUUCACUGACCUAGACCUGGUGGGAUAG
Thalassophryne amazonica is the source of this 1122-nucleotide messenger RNA. RefSeq names its product kininogen 1 (gene kng1). Gene Ontology annotation, cellular component: extracellular region; blood microparticle. NCBI's taxonomy places the organism in Eukaryota, Metazoa, Chordata, Actinopteri, Batrachoidiformes, Batrachoididae. The record is from RefSeq and is a predicted model, not a curated record. Gene Ontology annotation, biological process: negative regulation of blood coagulation; negative regulation of endopeptidase activity; positive regulation of cytosolic calcium ion concentration. Gene Ontology annotation, molecular function: cysteine-type endopeptidase inhibitor activity.